AUGAAGUUUUUCUCCAAAAUAUCGUCCAAGAAACCAAACUCCGCCGAAGAGGAGGACGAGGACGCUGGUUUUGAUCCACAGCCUAUCCCUCCGCCCAAGUCGCCCACUAAGUCGCCUUCGAAAUCUUCGGCUUCCCGGUCACCCUCCAAAAGAGUUCAGCGUCCCACGUCGCCGACCCCCCCGCGUGAGUCGAAGCCGCAGUCGCCGCGCACUUCCCGACCCUUCGCGCGGCACUCAACCGAGCCUAGCCUGUCGUCGUCCCGUCGGAAAAAGAUCGACCCGGACACCCACCCGCUUAACCUGCCGCCUGAGGAGCGCAAGCGCCUGUCCGAGCUGUCCACUUGGAGCGACCGCAACUCGAUGGAUGUUGACAAAGAGCCCGUCAACGGGGGCACCGCCUCGUCGCCUCCCUCGCAGCCUCAACAGCAGUACCAGCGCCAAAAGUCCCCCGCACCCCCUCCGCAUGCCAAUUCAUUCACCGUGCCUGUCAGCAAUGGAGUGGACUCGUCGGCGAACGGCGAUAACGAUGAAGUCGUACCCCCUCCCCCGCCACACCGAUCGCAGCCGUCCAGCCCCGUGCAACAAGACGCUGAACAGGCCGAGGCGUUCAAGAAUGAGGGUAACAAAUUCUUCAAGGCUGGUGACUACACUCGUGCACUCGAGUUCUACACCAAGGCUGUCAACCUCCAGCCCAACUCCGCUACCUAUUUAGGCAACAGGGCUGCAGCGUACAUGUCAGCCGGCCGUUAUAACGAUGCCCUUGAGGAUUGCAAGCGGUCGCUGGAUCUGGAUCCUUCCAACUCCAAGAUACUUCUGCGUCUGGCUCGCAUCUACACCAACCUCGGGCAGCCUGAGGAUGCCAUUGACACCUUUGCCCGCAUCCAGCCGCCGCCGUCGGCGAAGGACACUGCUCCGGCGAGGGAGAUGCUUCGUCAUGUCCAAGCGGCACAGUCGGCUUUGAGGGACGGCACGGCGGCCUCCAUGGUGUUGCAUCCUCUCGACAUGGCGGAGAAGCUGCUUGGAGCCCACGCGCUGAAGCCGAGAAAAUGGCAGCUGAUGCGAGGAGAAGCACUUCUCAAGAUGGGCGACGCUAAUUCCCUUGGAGAGGCUCAGAACAUUGCCAUGUCCCUCUUGCGGAUGAACAGUCAGGACCCGGAGGCCCUGGUACUGCGGGGUAGGGCGCUCUACUCACAGGGCGAGAAUGACAAGGCAGUGCAGCAUUUCCGCAAGGCGCUUAGCUGCGAUCCUGAUUUCAAGGACGCCGUCAAGUGGCUCCGGAUGGUCCAGAAGCUGGACAAGAUGAAGGAGGAGGGGAAUGCUCAGUACAAGGCUGGGCGAUGGCAAGCAGCUCUGGAUCUUUAUACGGCCGCCUUGGAGGUUGACCCUUCCAACAAGGGUACAAACUCCAAAAUUCUGCAGAACCGAGCGUUGUGCCGUAUCAAGCUUAAGCAGUAUGAUGCUGCCAUUACCGACUGCGAGAAGGCAAUCAGCCUUGAUCCCCAGUAUAUCAAGGCCCGCAAGACCAAGGCCAACGCGCUGGGUCUGGCUGAGAAAUGGGAGGCGGCGGUGCGGGAGUGGAAGGCCAUCCAGGAGCUGGACCCCGAGGAUCGCACCAUUGCCAGGGAGGUUCGGAAGGCUGAGUUGGAGCUCAAGAAGUCGCAGAGGAAGGACUAUUACAAGAUUCUGGGCCUCGAGAAGACUGCGACGGACCACGAGAUUAAGAAGGCUUACAGGAAGCUGGCCAUUCAACACCAUCCCGACAAGAACCCAGGGGAUUCUGAGGCCGAGGCUCGGUUCAAAGACAUCAGUGAGGCAUACGAGACGCUGAUUGACCCUCAGAAGCGUGAGCGUUAUGACAGUGGGGCCGAUCUAGCUGAUCCGGCAGACAUGUUUGGUGGCGGCGGCAUGGGCGGCGGUAUCGACCCGGAGAUCCUGUUCUCGAUGAUGGGCCAAGGAGGAGCGUUUGGCGGAGGCGGCUUUCCGGGAGGCGGGUUCCCUGGAGGCGCCAGCUUCACCUUCAACGACCGCCCCCGUGGAAGGGGUGGUUUCCCGCAGAGCUUCAACUUCUCGUGA
This is a messenger RNA of Canariomyces notabilis, 2073 nucleotides long. RefSeq names its product TPR-like protein. The record is from RefSeq and is a predicted model, not a curated record. Gene Ontology annotation, molecular function: protein binding. The transcript is spliced from 3 exons. The coding region runs from base 1 to 2073 and encodes 690 amino acids. NCBI's taxonomy places the organism in Eukaryota, Fungi, Ascomycota, Sordariomycetes, Sordariales, Chaetomiaceae.